Molecule: messenger RNA, 743 nt
Organism: Meloidogyne enterolobii
Lineage: Eukaryota; Metazoa; Nematoda; Chromadorea; Rhabditida; Meloidogynidae
Source: the annotation of a GenBank genome assembly
UAGGUUCUGGUUUUGUCCGCAAAAGUCAAUCCGCAAAUGAUCGAAAUGUCCGCAAAUAACCUGAAUUUUCCGCAAUACUGUAGCAAUACCGUACCUUAAUUUUAGGCUUAAAAAUGACCCUUCCAUUGUCUUUAAUCUCCCUAUUUUUCCUUUUUAUCAAUUCCCAACCAAUUUCUGCCCAAUAUUUGCAACAAGCCUGGCAAACUCCGUCAAAUGGCCAUUUAGCCUCCACAUAUUCUUCACCUCCCUUUGAUCGUUGUUGUUUCUGUUGUUGUUUUUGCCCUGUUCCGUUUACACAAGUAUGGCAACAACAACAGCCUUUUCCUGGAGAUAAGUUUCCUCCUUCUCAAGGGUAUGGACAGAGUCAGCAACAACAACAACAACAACAGCCGUUUCCUGGUGGAGAAAAUAAGUUUCCCCCUUCUCAGGGUUAUGGACAAAGUCCGCAAAUGCACCCAUAUCAAGCAUCCAAUGCGGGUUACCACAACCAGCAACCUGAUCAAAUUGGAGAUGAACAUACAGGAACCUCAAUGCAACAAAAUAAAUACCCACCGUCCAUGCAAGCAGCGAGAAUUGCUGGGAGUCCGACAGCAGGGUAUUGGCCUUCUUUGAGUGAAUCAAAUCCUGAACACGGACAACAAAAACAGUCAACAGAAAACAGUGACUUUUGGCAAAAUUUUCAAGGAAUGGAUCAUCCAAAUCAGAAUAAGGUAGGGACGAAAUGUCCACGACCAAAUGUCUAA